ACCCGUAACACACCAUAGCAAUAAUUGAGACACAGAAUUUGCAGUUUGAGUUUCAGGUUUUCCCUUCAACUCUGGCAUGGGUGAGUCCAACACAAGCGUCAACGAAAUCCUCGUCUAUGAAAUCCGUAGAGAAAAUCUGAAUCUUAUCGGCGUAGCCCUUGGCGAAGCACUGAGCGAUGAAAGACCUAGCAUAGCCAUGGAUGCGUCUGGUAACGGGUUUCACGCAGAGAACGGGGUUAUCCGCAACGGGCGUAACGGUGUUCUCAAUCCUAUAGAAGUAUUUACGCGACGCCACGGGUGGGUUAUCGCUCAAAUGCUUCAAAUUGCCGUCGAACUUGGUGAAUGGCAGAUCCGUGUUGAUCCAAUGAUCCUUCAGAAACCCACCACUCCACAGGGGACUCCCACCCUUUGGUUGCGCCGAUUUUCUCGGCUUCCAAACGCAGAUAACUCUCUUUGGUAAAACCUCCGCAACCGUCUUUCCAAAAACGCCGUCAUCUUGCGGAAUCAAAAACUCACCUAACUCACUCUCCAAGUGCUUGUCGAACUGUGGUGGGUCCUCGUGGCCGAACUCGGUUCUAAUCUCCAGAAUUAUUAUCUCGGACUCUGUCUCCGACAGGAACUUCUUGACGUCGUUGAGUACGACGUCGAUGCCGUAAGUGACGAGGAUGCCGUGGCACACGCGACGGUUCUCCUGGAUCCGAAUGUCGAGGACGCGCGUACCCAACACGAGUUGUUCAUAGAUGGAACGGGAUUGGCAUUGGGCGAAGGGACGAGUUACGAAUGGGAUACCAAUCUUGUUGGUUGCGGAAUCGUGGGUUCCUGGCCACACGAUCUGGUUGAUGUGGAGUUUCUCUGGGUUCAGACCAGACAUCCAGUUUUUCCUGUCUUGUGGGUGGUAUUCACAACCAGGGUACUCUACUCCACUACUUUUGAGAUCACACAGUGUUUUCUUCUGGGUGUGAAUUUCCUUUCUUCGUUCCAUCUGCUUAGAGACCUGAGACCCCAUCUUCGGUGUCCAAUUAUCAGUUAGUUUCUGCUUUUUGCUGUGGCAGCUGGACUUGGUGGUUGAUGAUCAAAACUCAACUAAUCAGGUUAGUUGAGUAGAGAAGAGCGAAGAGAGGAAGGAAAUGGACAGUGAAGAGGAUGGGGGAUGUUGGGUCUUGGAGUUUCUUCUUGGGAACCCACUCGUUGAAAGUAACCUGAUCAAGAAAGUGCUUUGGAAAAUCACCGUUCCAAACGCUGAUUCCCGCCUCAAGAAAACCAUUCUCCUCAAAACCCUUCAACACUACUUGUCCACAGUCUCUAUUGCCGAAUCCAUUCUCCAAACACUCGAAAUCCUCGAGGAACUCCUCCGUCUCGAGGGUUCUCCGAUCACCGCUGCCAUGAGCGCCGCCUAUUGCGCCGUCGCGGUCGAGUGCACUCUCAAGUACCUCCAACUGGAACUCAACGACAACCCUGCCUACCACGGAGCCGUCGAGAGGAUAUGGCGCGGUAGGGUUCGCUGGAUGGACCCUUCAAUGAACGCUUCCCGUGAAGGAAGCCUUCUGUUCUCCGCCGAGUUGAAGCGGUGGAGAAAUGACAUUGAGGCUUCCCUUUUGGACUCGCGCUUGAGGGAGAGGCUGGCCUCCAGUCGUACCAGAAGAAACGCCGUUCGUAAGCUUAAGGUUUAUUUGGCCGAAGCAAUGCAAAAUCUGGGUCCUUCCUUUCUCGAGGUAGCGGCGUCGAUGCCUGCAAACAAUGGUAGGAUCGAUGCUGUUGAAUCAAUGAGGGCAGAAGAUGAUGGUAUUGAUGCUGAAACGAGACGAGCUUGUAGUGGUACUCAUGAAUUGACUCACCCAAAGAGAGUGUCUCCAGUAGAAAUUCAGAGGGACAAUAAGCUGUUUGAAGCCAAGGGUACUAGUGUUGCUGCUGAGGAAGCGGGUCCAUCAACAAGUCGUUGCAAAAAUGACUCUGUGCCGAAAGGGGCAUGUGUUGCCACUCAUGUAAACCAUGAAUUGACUCACCAAGAGAGAGUUGCAGUGUCUCCCGUAGAAAUUCUGAAGGACAAUAAGCUGUCUGAAGCCAAGGAUACUGGUACCGGUGCUGAGGAAGUGAGUCCAUCAACAACUUGUAGCAAAGUUGACUCUGCUACGAAUUGUGAAGUUCAAAAGGCUGGGGAAUCUCAUGAAGUUGAGGAUCCUAUACUUAAUUCCUUGCACAUGUCUGGCAAUGCAAGAGCUGAAUUGGCAAAGAAAGACAUGAAUCAAGAGCCGCCUAUUGAAAACCAGAGCAGAGAUGCAGAUGUAUCUUUUCCUCGGACUGGCCAGCGUAUUAAUAAUAAUGAUGAUAACCUGAACGAGGGAACUUCUGUCCCUCAGAAGGGUGAUCAGAGGCCAAGCUUGAUGGAAAAAAAUAACACUGCUUGUACUUAUGAGUGGAAUGAUGCGAUAGAUGGCUUGCAGGGAGGAACAUCAAAUCCUGAAAGUAGAUUUCAUUUCCCUAGCCCAAAGAGGAGGAAACUUUCUCCAUUGAAGAAGUAUGAACCAGCUAACAUUACAAGAAGGAGAAAACCAAAAAAAUGGAGUGUGUUGGAAGAGCAAACAUUACGGACUGCUGUGGACAAAUUUGGCAAGGGAAAUUGGAAACUCAUCCUAAAUUCUCACAAAGAUAUAUUUGAAGAUAGAACCGAAGUUGAUUUGAAGGAUAAGUGGAGAAACAUGAUGCGCUAUGGAUGCAAAUGAAUCAUUCAACCUGCAUACCUUUUGAAUAUUUUGAAGAGUCACCCCAACCACACAGCCUCACCUCCUAGUAGCGACCAUUGGCAGCACAAGGGGAAAGAACAAAGGUGUUGGAGUCCAACACCUCUAACAUGGUAUUGGAGUAUUUAAGAUUCUACUGAGAAAGUUUUCACACAAGAUUAUGUAUAAAAAUCCAAUUAAGCCUAAUCUCAUCUUCUAAGGCAUAAGUUAUCUGCUACUUUAAUAUGUAAGCAGGGAUUGAUGGAUAAGCUUAUAAAAUCAAGUGUUUCUACCAGAAAAAUAGAUUACAUUACAACUUGUCCCUUGUGAAAGUCUUCAUAGUAAAAAAGUGUUUGUAUAACAUACAUUAAAAUUUAGAAUUAAAUUCUGUGCAUUGUAAUCAUAAUAAUAUAAAGUUUAAAAUUAAAUUCCGUACAUUCCCUUAUAAGAAUCUCGUCAAAGAAAUUCUGUUCUUUGAAAUGAAAAAAAUGCUUGGUAUAGUUUUAGCUGUGCAGUAAAAGAUAGAGAGAAAUUAAUAUGCAUUGUAUUAUUCAACUCAGUUUCUUUAUAUGAACAAAUGAAUUACAUAUUGGUAGAGAGGCUACUACAAACAAGAGGGAGAAAACAAAAGUUAGUUACCGAUUGACAUAAUGGAACACAGCUACUACUGACUGAAAAAAAAAGAAGCUAAUUCCUGUAACUGCGAUUCCCCCGCGCCCCCCUAACUGAAUGCAACAUUUCAAGCUUGGAGAUCAAGUGCUGAAAAGGACAUGGGGUGAAUGGUUUGGUGAGUAAGACUGCAACUUGUAAGAGCAAGGAAAUAUCCAUGAGAGGUAGCAUCCUGGAUUGAAUAUUAUCUCUGAUGAAGGGAUAGUUUAUCUGUGUUUAGUCCUUUCUUAUAAAAUAGGAUCAGCUAUAAUGUGGAGGGCUAAUUGAUUAUCAUAAAAUAAAGAAAUGAAUAGGACUUGAGACAGAUGUGCUUCGUAGGCAACUUGAGCCAUAGCCUUGUAUUCAGCCUCUGAAGAAGAAUGAGACACUAAAAUUGCUUUUACUCUUCCAAGAGAUUAAGGAAUCUCUCAAAAAGAAGCAAAGCCAGUAAAAAACCUACUGUGUGAGUGAGUGCUCCCUAGUCCAACUGAUUGAAAUCAUGAAAUUUAUGUUUUGAUUAAGCUGAAAAGAAGAGACCCUUUCAAGGUGACCCCUUGAUAUGCCUCAAAUUUCAUAGAGUAGCCUGAUGAUAUACCACUGUAGGAUAAUCUAGAAUUUCACUCAAUUGACUGACAGCAUAAGAGAUGUUGGGCCUAUUAUUAGUGAGGUAACAUGAAUGCCCUUACUUUCUGUUUGGCUAAGUGAUAAAUCUCACAUGGUUUUCUACUUCUCUAAAAAGGGAUACAUCACACAACUUUUGCAAUAGUCAGAAAUUGGUUGUUCAAUUCAGUUGAUAAUCUAGUUGGUUAUUUGUUGUGACGUGCUUGACUAGCUAGUCAAAGUGUUUAGGUUAAUUGUCUUCUAUGAUGUGUUUGACUGCAGUAGUUACCUUAUUAACUAUCCAAUGGCUGCUGGUUAUAUGCUUGUAUUUGAAAUUCUUCCCUCCUUUGUUCUCUGUAUUGUGUGGUAUAUAUGUGCUAUCAUAUUAGGUUCUUCCAUAGCUUUGGAGGACCUCAUGACUACUUAGAGAUGUAGCUCGAUCGUCACAAGGAAUUGGAAACGGGCAUUUUGGGAAAUUCUAUAUUGCCAAAAGAAUGGAUGUUCAGACCCGCCAAUCAUCAAAGUUUUUUUGUUUUUGGGGGUGGGGGAGUGGGGGGUGGGGUGAGACUAUGGUUGGCAGACACCUAUUAAUAUCAACAGUGUCCCAUAAUAAUUUCCCCUAAUGGAACCGAAGUAGAAGAGAAAGCUGCAAUGAAGUUAUUGAAGAAGACUAUGAGCAGAGCUGAAGCCAGGUGAAUAUUAAAACAAGACCACCAAGAGAACCAUAGUACUAAGGCUACUUAGGGGUUCUCUCUCUUGAUGUUUGGAUGAUAUUUGGGUUUCAGGUUUAGUUUAAAGGGCGUAUUAUAUCAAGACAUGAUGUACCCUUUUUCCUACCAUGUAAAUCAAGUAUAUGGCUAUUUAGUACGCAUGUAGCAUGCUUUAUUGAGUAUUUAUGCAUAUGGUCACGGAUGAAAUGGUUUAUAAAUGUUAGAGCUCAACUUUUGGGGAAAAAAAAACUCGUGUUUUCCUCGAUAGCAUGCAAACAUCUCUUUUAAAAUAUCAUCAAAGGUGAGUGAAAACGAGGUGCCACGAUUUUAUUAAGACGUAUGUAAAUAAAUGGACACUGAAAGAAAAAACAAAUUAAUGCAGUUAACUUUGCACAGGUCAUGAGGAAAUGAGGAAGGAUUCACAAGUAGCAAUUGCUUGGGAAAGGCGUGCCAUGUUUAUUUCGUCAUUUUCGUGACAGCAGUAAUUCUCAUUCAAACGUGGAUAAAGGUAUGAACUGUUGCACGGUGCUCAAAGGCUAACCUCUGAAAGAAUAUAACAACCAACGUGCAAGUUGUAUAAAACGGUGCAGUGCUUAAAACCAUAAGAGCUAUAGUGGUACAAAAAAAAACAAGACCA
Molecule: messenger RNA, 5312 nt
Organism: Abrus precatorius (Indian licorice)
Lineage: Eukaryota; Viridiplantae; Streptophyta; Magnoliopsida; Fabales; Fabaceae
Exons: 8
Coding region: 1128-2720 (530 amino acids)
Source: RefSeq, a predicted model, not a curated record